CUUGUCGACCUUACCAACACCAUCAAGGGGUUAGUUGAAGGGCUGCCUACUAGGGAGUCCAUAGAUACAAGACUUGCUCAAGUCGGAGGUCUUGCUGAGCAGCUUCGAACAGCCCGGGCCAGUGUGAAUGAGCUAGUCCAGAAAAACCAGGAACUGAGGAACCAAAAUGGGACCUUGACUACUGAAAGAAACUCCGCCCAGAAUCUCUCAGAUCGGGCUAAGGAUGCACUUGAGGAGUUUGACAAUGAUGUCAAGAAAAGGGACUCCAAGAUCGAUGGCCUCCAGAAAGCCAAUGACGAUUUGAGGGACCGCCUGAUGGAGGCAAAUCAAGAGGUCUCUCGAAGUAGAGAAGCCAGGCGACAGCUCGAAGAUGCACAGCCUGUACUUCAAACAGCUGAGGCUCGUAGCCGAGAACUCGCCGUGAUCAAACUCAGUCUACAGCAGGCACAGCAGACUGUCAACGAGACGGAACGACAGGUAGACAGUCUCAAAAGCCAAUUGGAACGUGAGAAGACGGCCCAUGACCGUUGCUCCGCCGAACUGACAAAGGCUUCGACGGACCGUAGAGAUAUCAAUCACCAGAAAGAAAAGCUGGAGGAUGACAUCUCGAAGGUUCAAAAGGAGCUGAAAGAGCUUCGAUCACAGCAGACAGUUGAUCUUCAAAAACAAUUGAAGGAUCAAUGGGCGGCUGUAAGCGAAGCGAUGAAGGAACACUUAUCUGAAAAGAAAUCCCAUGAAGAAACUGUUGGUCGGUUGAGCCGCUCGUGGUCUUCUGAGAAGCAAGCCCUUCAAGGUGAGAUCUCGGCCAAGGUUUCUCUUAUUGAGAAUCUCGAACAGAAAGUCAAGACACUUCAGUCCAAAGUCUCUACACUCGAACCCCUCCAAAUUGAGCUUCGUAUGGCAAAUGAAAACUUGCAUCAAAUGAGCCUCACUUUGGAGGCGACCAAGUCAAACUUGCGGAACUCUCAAGGUAGAGUUGCUGAGCUUGAGGAGACGGCCAAUGUUUCAGAAAAUGAACUUGAGGCUGUGAAAGCUGAGAAGGGGCGGCUUCAAAAGUCCAGUGAGUCUGCAUCGAAGCAGCUCGAGACCUACAUGGGCACCAUCUCAAUGCUAGAGCAGGAGCGCGACACCCUCAAUGAAGCGCUCUCGAGCUUGCAAGCUCAAUCUGUCAGAAUACCUGAGGGAGCAGCUGGAGAAGUCUCCAGGGUUUUCUAUCGGGCUGCGGAUGAGCUUCGCGAUAUCCCAAUUAUCACCGACACCAACAGUGAGCUCGGCAUGUCGCAACUGGCAUCAGAGCUCAUCUCGUUGAUUGAUUCAUACAAUUGGAAGGAAAGUCUAUUGGAAUUUCUGCAGACAGAUUCCCAAGACUGGUUUUGCUAUGAGAAAAUUGUGAGGGGGGAUAGCGAUGGCAGGGCGAAUGGUGACAAAUGUAGCCACCAUGAGGACUGUCUACUGGUUACGGUGGAUUACUUGCUGGGGCGCCCUGGCCUAAAAUUCAUGAUUACCAAGUAG
Messenger RNA from Fusarium tjaetaba, 1512 nucleotides. RefSeq lists its product as uncharacterized. NCBI's taxonomy places the organism in Eukaryota, Fungi, Ascomycota, Sordariomycetes, Hypocreales, Nectriaceae. The transcript has a single exon. The annotation marks the transcript as partial. Gene Ontology annotation, cellular component: cytoskeleton. The record is from RefSeq and is a predicted model, not a curated record.